AGACGACUCGCUCCUUCCUUAAUCUCUUUCUCAUUCUCACUCUCUACCUUAACAUCAUUCAUACUGCUACUCCAUCGAUCGAUCCACCUCAUCCAUGGCAUCGUCUUACGCGGCUGUCCUUUCCCUUCUCCAACUUCUUCACGACAUCCAGCGUCCCUCUGGCCGUUGGAAUAAUUGUCUGGACGAGCUGCAGAUUCAGUUGCUUCGCGAUCGCCUCUCUUACUUUAUGGCUUUUCUCGAAGACUUUCACGGCAAAUCAGAAGCUGCAGACGCAUUGGCGACACAAAUCAUGGACGCCUCUCGUGCUGCUCAGGGUAUCAUCAAAUACUUUGUGUCGGUCCAGGUUCUUCGCCCAUACAUUAAUUUAGGGGAAUUAGAUCUGCCGUCCUACGCCAGAGACAUUCAAGCAAUUAUACAAAAAAUGGAUGUGCUGCUAGAAAGGGCGUUGGAAGUAAGAGAUGAAAUUGUCGCUGUGGAUCUCAAAUCCUUCAAUCCUCCAAUUGUUGCUGCUGCUCAUUCAAGACAAGCAGCUCCAACUGCGAAGAAUCCUAUGGUGGGGCUGGACGAUGCUUUGGUUCAAAUCAGGGACAAACUCACUGGCAGCAGAUCCAAGCUGGAAACCAUCCCAAUUGUGGGGAUGGGUGGGAUUGGUAAGACUACUCUCGCUCUUAAUGUUUAUAAUAAUGAUUGGGUUGUUGAGCACUUUGACAUUCGCGUUUGGAUUACCAUCUCUCAAACAUACACUCUGCGGGAAAUUCUCUUAGAGCUUUCAGAAAGUGGGAUAGGAGAAAAAAGUGAGGAAGAGAUAGGAGAAUUGGUAUACAAGAGAUUGUUUGGGAGGAGGUACUUGAUCGUAUUGGAUGAUGUGUGGAAUAUUGAGGCAUGGAAUGUGUUAAGAAGGUUCCUUCCCGACAAUGGCAAUGGAAGUCGGGUUUUGUUGACCACGAGGCUGGUUGGUGUUGCAGCUGAUUUUGGCUCGGACAUUCCCUAUGCAAUGCAAUUGUUAGAGGAACACAAGAGUUGGGUUAUGUUGCGUGAUAUAGUAUUCUCAGAGGAAGUUUGUCCUGUUGAAUUGGAGAAAAUAGGAAAGAAAAUUGCCACAGGUUGUCGAGGUCUUCCAUUGGCAAUAGCUGUAAUUGGUGGAGUUUUGAGAAGGUCAGAAAAGACAUUGGAGUGCUGGGAGCAAGUUGCUGAGAAUCUAAAUGCAAUUGUAACUUGGGAAAAUGAGGAACAUUGCUUUAAGAUAUUGCGUAUGAGUUACAGUUGCUUGCCGAUUCGUUUGAAGCCGUGCUUCCUAUGUAUGUCACAUUUUCCAGAGGAUAAGGUAAUCAAAGUCUCUGAACUCAUCAAGUUUUGGGUUGCGGAGGGAUUUCUAAAACCCAUAAACGGUAAGAUUUUGGAAGACGUUGCACGUGAGUACUUGGACCACCUUAUUGAUAGAAACCUUAUCUUAGUUCGCGAGAGAGGGGUUUCAGGUAAAGCAAAGUAUUGUGGUGUCCAUGAUCUGGUACGAGACUUGUCGCUGAAGGAAGCCCGCAAGGAGAACUUCACCCUUGUUGAAAAGUUGUCAAGUAACUCCGCUGUGUUUGUGUUGGGGUUACGUAGUGAGGAUGGUGAGCUCUUAUGGGAAUUGUUGUCCUCGCAAGCUUCGAAUAUGUUAAACAACAAUUUGGUGGAGUCAAUUGUGCAUCUUGUGCAAUUCAGGUAUCUUUCCGUUCCUUUUGAUUCAGGACAGCUCAUGGUAAAGAAACUUAAAAUGCUACCAUUUCUUUGGAACCUACAAACUAUAUCCAUAGAUAACCUUUCUGCAACAAUUACUCUACCAUCUAUGUUUUGGACGAUGACACAACUUAGGCAUAUAAAUAUUCUCACUAGUAUUGUUUUACCUGAGCCACCUCCAAAAUCCCAGUCUUGUUGUACUUUGGAAAACUUACAAACUCUAUCUUAUGUGAGAGAUUUUAGGUGUAGUGAAGAGAUUUACAAGAGGAUUCCGAAUGUGAAGAAACUUAGAAUACGCUAUUUUUCAGGAGAUGUGGAGGAGGGGCCAUACUAUAGCGUUAGGAAUCUUGUCCAUUUGUGUAGGCUUGAGUUACUUGAUCUUUUUGGGACGAUGGUUUCCAUUAAAGACAUUUCUUUCCGACAUUAUCUGAGAAAGUUGAGAAUACAGCGUACUAAUAUUUGGUGGAGUGAGAUGGUGGCCAUUGGUUCAUUACCCAAUUUGGAAAUUCUUGUAAUUGGAGACCGUGGUGUUAAAGGGCUUGAGUGGAAUGUAACUGAAGGGGAAUUUGUUCGAUUGAAAAGAUUGUGUGUUGGUUAUGUUGAUUUGAAGUAUUGGAAAACAGAGGAAGGUAGCUUUCCAAGCCUUGAGGAACUCAAGUUUGACAGUUUCGUCAAUGUUUUCAUAUUAGAAGAAUUACCUGACCCUCUCGACUUUGCUGACAUUCCCAAGCUUAGAUUGAUCAAAGUUAGUAGAUGUGGUAAGUCGAUUAAAAGUUGGGCAAAGCAGAUUAAAGAAGAACGUGAGGAAUUAGGAUACGGAUCCAUUCAAUUAAGCAUUGAUUGAUACUAGUGUCGUUGCAUUCAAUUAUAAUUUCAUAUUAUUAUCAUGUAAGAAUAGUUGGCAGGUUUGUUAAUUUGAUAUUGGAAUGAUGAUUGUACUUUUUCAAUUUUAAUCAUGUAUGUAUGGUAUUUAUUCU
This is a messenger RNA of Andrographis paniculata, 2696 nucleotides long. Its product is annotated as putative late blight resistance protein homolog R1B-16. NCBI's taxonomy places the organism in Eukaryota, Viridiplantae, Streptophyta, Magnoliopsida, Lamiales, Acanthaceae. Gene Ontology annotation, biological process: defense response to other organism. The record is from RefSeq and is a predicted model, not a curated record. The transcript has a single exon. Bases 95 to 2563 code for a protein of 822 amino acids. Gene Ontology annotation, molecular function: ADP binding.